AUGAGCAAACGCGAACGAUAUCAACUCGCGUCGAGUUUUGUUGACAUUGAGAAACGACUUUUCCAACUUCCUUUUGGGUCUAGCGGGAGUCUUUACUUCAAGAGAGAUGUUCCUCCAGAGCUUCAGGCGGCAUUAUAUAGUAAUAGCCUCGAAAGCGAUGGAGAGGAUGAACGGCUUUGCAUUGGGCCUACUGCAGAUAAUAUGUUCUGGAAUGGAAAACGAGCUGGCCUCGACCUUUACCGUGGACCAUGGAAGAACCCCAACGAUUAUCUUGCGUCUAUUGCGGAAAAGGAAAUCAAAUUGACUCAGCAUUACGGAAGGCCUGCAGAACUGGACUUCCCACAUAAUGGGUUGUUUCCUGGGGAACAGUCUCCAGUGGAUUACCUCCGUCUACUGAACAAAUAUCUCGCCUUGGCCCCAUACCUACUUCCAAAAGAACCCACCUCUGCCCUGAAUCAACCGACCCUUCGCCAUCCAGAUCUAAAUACAAAUAAUAUCUUCAUUUCCCCCGACUCCGGCGCCAUCUCUUGUCUCAUUGACUGGCAGCACACAACAAUUGAACCACGUCUAUUGGUUGCAGGCUAUCCUCGGGCCUUUGAAAGCCCAGAUAUCGAAAAGUCUCCCAAACUCAAAGAACCGUCGCUUCCAUUGAAUUAUGAAAGUCUGACUGGCCCGGAGAAAGCGGAAGCCACUGAAAUUUACAACCGACGUCUCCUGUCUUACUAUUACCGCAUCCUCAACGACCACCUCAACAAACCACAUCUCGAGGCUCUUCGUGACCCGAUUCUUCUUCCACGUCAACAUCUAGUGGAUAGGGCAGAUACAAAGGGACUAUCCUGCCCGGUACAGUUUGCGGAAGCCGAACUUGAUGGAUUUCAUGAGCAGGAGCAGCUGUGGUUUGACUUGAAUAAAGUCGUGAAUCAUUGGCGUGAGCAAAUCGGUGGUGUGAGCGAGGAUGGCUGGGUCAGCAAUGAACAGUACGAUGACACGAUUCAAAAGACGGCUGAACUCAAGGCCUCCCUUAUUGCUAGCGCGGAAGGUGAUAAAAAUGAUAUUCAUCUAUUGGAGAAAGGAUGGUUAUUCAGAGACCGCGAGGAACUUGCUUAA
Messenger RNA from Aspergillus affinis, 1107 nucleotides. RefSeq lists its product as uncharacterized. NCBI's taxonomy places the organism in Eukaryota, Fungi, Ascomycota, Eurotiomycetes, Eurotiales, Aspergillaceae. The record is from RefSeq and is a predicted model, not a curated record. The transcript is spliced from 4 exons. Gene Ontology annotation, cellular component: mitochondrion. Bases 1 to 1107 code for a protein of 368 amino acids.